Messenger RNA from Pollicipes pollicipes, 2637 nucleotides. Its product is annotated as transmembrane protease serine 9-like. Gene Ontology annotation, molecular function: serine-type endopeptidase activity. The transcript is spliced from 7 exons. The record is from RefSeq and is a predicted model, not a curated record. NCBI's taxonomy places the organism in Eukaryota, Metazoa, Arthropoda, Thecostraca, Pollicipedomorpha, Pollicipedidae. Gene Ontology annotation, biological process: proteolysis. The coding region runs from base 1 to 2637 and encodes 878 amino acids.
AUGGGUGUCGGUGUGCGCGCGCAACUCGGGGCUGUGCUCCUGCUGACGCUGACGGCGUGGCUGGCGGACGCCGUUCCCACAGCUAACAGCAACCGGCCGGACAUUCUGCCGACGGACUGCGGCCGCCGCCUUGUGCGGCCAGACGAAGCGCGCCGACCGUUCAUAGUCGGGCCGGGCAACACCACCGCCUAUUAUGGUAAAUAUCCGUGGCAGGCGCGGCUGGUCAUGUACGAUGCCAAUGUGAAGGGCUAUGUACAUCACUGCGGAGGCAUCAUUGUCUCGCAGGAACACGUGGUGACGGCCGCCCACUGCGUGAUUGAGGUGGCCCCACGUCGGCUGCUGGUGCGUGUCGGAGACCUCCGAUUUGACGACCGCGAGCUGUUCGAGCAGGAGUUUGCCGUCGCCAGCUACCACGUGCACAGCCGGUUCGGCACGGCUGCUGGCUUGCGGCACGACGUGGCCCUGCUGCGGCUACGUCGCCGCGUCGGACCCGGCAUCGAGUUCGGCCGCUACGUGCAGCCGGCCUGCCUACCGGCAGCCGGCACCAAGUACGAGACGUUUCUGCCGUGCGAGGUGUCCGGCUGGGGCCGCAUUGCGGACCUUGCGCCCAUCUCGGAGGUGCUGCGCGGCGUCUCGGUGCCGCUGGUGUCGGACGCCUUCUGUGGCGCGCCCGAGGUGUACCAGGACCGCUUCCUGCCCGGCGCCAUGUUCUGCUCGGGCCCGACGGGUGGCGGCGCCGACAGCUUGACGCUGUACCGGCCUCUCUGCGGCCUGGACGCGGCCACCACUCCGCUGUUCUGCUGCCCCGGACAGGAGCCGCGCGGCGCCGGCUGCGGAAAGACCAGCUUUUCGCCACCGGCGCAGCUGGGCGCCUCGUUCGUCAAGAACGCCGCCAACUUUCCCUGGAUGGCGGCCAUCUCCGAAAGACAAAAGGGCGGCAGAGGUAUAGUGGUCUGCGGGGGCGCCGUGAUCUCUGACCGAUGGGUGUUGACGGGGGCGACCUGCGCUCGCGAUGGCCGCCAGCUGAGUGUGCGCUUCGGUGACCUCGACUUGCAGGACACCUCUGACGACAAUCCUAACGCUCCUCCGUUCGAGCUGGACAUCAUCAAAGUUGCGCGGCAUCCCCAGUUUUCGCUGCCGGAAAAGAGAGCUCAGGACAUUGCCUUGCUGAAGACUGUGUCAAAAAUUUCGUUCUCCGGCACUUCGGGGCCGGGCAACACCACCGCCUAUUAUGGUAAAUAUCCGUGGCAGGCGCGGCUGGUCAUGUACGAUGCCAAUGUGAAGGGCUAUGUACAUCACUGCGGAGGCAUCAUUGUCUCGCAGGAACACGUGGUGACGGCCGCCCACUGCGUGAUUGAGGUGGCCCCACGUCGGCUGCUGGUGCGUGUCGGAGACCUCCGAUUUGACGACCGCGAGCUGUUCGAGCAGGAGUUCGCCGUCGCCAGCUACCACGUGCACAGCCGGUUCGGCACGGCUGCUGGCUUGCGGCACGACGUGGCCCUGCUGCGGCUACGUCGCCGCGUCGGACCCGGCAUCGAGUUCGGCCGCUACGUGCAGCCGGCCUGCCUACCGGCAGCCGGCACCAAGUACGAGACGUUUCUGCCGUGCGAGGUGUCCGGCUGGGGCCGCAUUGCGGACCUUGCGCCCAUCUCGGAGGUGCUGCGCGGCGUCUCGGUGCCGCUGGUGUCGGACGCCUUCUGUGGUGCGCCCGAGGUGUACCAGGACCGCUUCCUGCCCGGCGCCAUGUUCUGCUCGGGCCCGACGGGUGGCGGUGCCGACAGCUGCGAGGGCGACUCGGGCGGCCCGCUGGAGCCGCGCGGCGCCGGCUGCGGAAAGACCAGCUUUUCGCCACCGGCGCAGCUGGGCGCCUCGUUCGUCAAGAACGCCGCCAACUUUCCCUGGAUGGCGGCCAUCUCCGAAAGACAAAAGGGCGGCAGAGCCAACAGCAACCGGCCGGACAUUCUGCCGACGGACUGCGGCCGCCGCACCGUGCGGCCGGACGAGGCGCUCCGACCGUUCAUAGUCGGGCCGGGCAACACCACCGCGUAUUGUGGUCAAUACCCGUGCCAGGCGCGGCUGGUCAUGUACGAUGCUAAUGUGAAGGGCUACGAACACGUGGUGACGGCCGCCCACUGCGUGGUUGAGGUGGCCCCACGUCGGCUGCUGGUGCGUGUCGGAGACCUCCGAUUUGACGACCGCGAGCUGUUCGAGCAGGAGUUUGCCGUCGCCAGCUACCACGUGCACAGCCGGUUCGGCACGGCUGCUGGCUUGCGGCACGACGUGGCCCUGCUGCGGCUACGUCGCCGCGUCGGACCCGGCAUCGAGUUCGGCCGCUACGUGCAGCCGGCCUGCCUACCGGCAGCCGGCACCGAGUACGAGACGUUUCUGCCGUGCGAGGUGUCCCGCUGGGGCCGCAUUGCGGACCUCGCGCCCAUCUCGAAGGUGCUGCGCGGCGUCUCGGUGCCGCUGAUGUCGGACGACUUCUGUGGUGCGUCCGAGGUGUACCAGGACCGCUUCCUACCCGGCGCCAUGUUCUGCUCGGGUCCGACGGGUGGUGGCGCCGACAGCUGCGAGGGCGACUCAGGCGGUCCGCUGGUGUGUGGCGACACGGACAGCGGCCGCUUCGUGGCAUUUUGA